This is a messenger RNA of Astrephomene gubernaculifera, 994 nucleotides long. The record is from the annotation of a GenBank genome assembly. NCBI's taxonomy places the organism in Eukaryota, Viridiplantae, Chlorophyta, Chlorophyceae, Chlamydomonadales, Astrephomenaceae.
CAACAGAGCCCACACUUGUAAACAGUAACAAAAGAUGGUACAGCACCAUAAGCAGACGCAUUCGCGGCGAUACCCUUGGGCAGUGCUUCUUACCGGGGUCCUACUCGGAGCCACCCUCACGCUGGUAGUGACGCAGCUCUUAGCCGCCCGGCGCAUUGCCGGUUCACACCCGCUGCACUUGUUUGGAAGGCGUGCGCUACAUCGCGUGGUGCCUCACACCGAGUACCGAGCAGCCCUACCGGAGCUGCUAGACCACGUGGAACCGCACUUUGUUGUCUUCACGAGCGGGCUGGACGAGUCGGGGCGGCCCUGGUGCCGGGACUGUGCGGCGGCCCUGCCUAUCAUCAGGGAGGUGGUGCUGGGGUCGGGCGGCUCGCUGCUUGAGGUGUCAGUGGGGCGACGGGAGGAGUGGAGCAACCGGCAGCACCCCCUCAGGGUGGACCCCGGGUGCCCGGUCACCUUCGUGCCCACGCUCUACUCCUGGAGCGCUGCUGCGGGCUGCGGCUCCUGGCUGGCCAACCCGCUCAACAGCGACCAACCGCCCGAGGCGCUGCGGCUGCUGCUGGCGAGGUUCGUGCAGCAGACGGCGGCGGGCAAGCGCUACGUGGACAGAGUCACCCGGGAAAUCAUCGAGUCGGGCGGCAAGGGCUGCGGGGGCUGCUAGCAGGAUACCAGGGAUGCAUCCCCGACGGGAUGGGGGACUUGAAGGGGCAUGCGGUUACAGUUACAGUCUGUACGCGUGUACAGGGUGUCCGUACGAGCCAGGGGGGCCAAGGACACUUAAAUGCGUGGGCUCAAGGCAUGCGCGAGUAAAGCGGGUGCAGUACGCAAGUUGAGUUAUCGUGAUCGUGUGUGUUUGCGUCUCCCGGUGAUCCCAUUAAGUGACUCAGGUUAAGCCAAACGAGCCAAGGACGUACGGGAACAGGGUUGCUUGCGUGCAUGUAUGCAUGAUAUUGGGAUGCUCAGGGCACGCAUGGGCGCCUUUCAUUAAUAG